UUAACUGACGCCCCACUCUCACUCCAGACAUCUUCGAGGUUACACGUACAGAACUUCCCUCAAUUAUAUCUGACUGUGUGCAGCUUUUACGAUCUACACAAGCAAAAUAGAGCUAUUGUUUAGUGGUCACAUUAAUGGUUUACCAUGGUGGUUUCGACUAUAUCUGAAGAUGUACAAAUCUCAGUUCGCGUGAACGAGAUUUAUUACUCGGACUAUUCUGAUACGCGGGUUAGGUGAGACAUUGCAGCACCUUUCUUCUGAGUUUGUGUAUAAAACAUUGUGAUAAAGCCCAGAUAUUUGAGAGACAUAGUGGCCACCAGGAAAGAAGAAUCUCCAAGGGUGAAUACAGGCAGAUCAUCAAAUGCCAAGUGAAAAGUCUAAACAGAAAGAUCGUGUUUUGGUUUUGAAAACUGAAGAGAUGGCUCGACUAGAUGCGAUUACUAUGUCGCCGUUGGUGAAAUCGUUUGUGGCAGGAUCCUUCUCUGGAACAUGUUCCACCAUCCUCUUCCAGCCACUUGACCUGGUGAAGACUCGCCUCCAGACCACCAUCACUAUACCAUCUGGUGGUUCUGUUGGCAUGUUUGCCAUAGUAGGCAAAGUGGUGCGUAAUGAACGUCUUUUUGGAUUAUGGAAAGGCAUGACUCCUAGCAUCUUCCGUUGUGUGCCAGGUGUUGGCCUGUACUUUUCAUCGUUGCAUUGGCUGAAGACCAACUUCUGUGAGGGUCAGCCAGGGCCUUUCGACGCCCUUAUGCUUGGGGUGGUGGCUCGUACCAUCACAGGCGUCACCAUGAUUCCUAUCACAGUCAUUAAGACACGAUAUGAGAGUGGAGUGUAUAGUUAUGGUAGUAUGAGAGAAGCUAUGUGUUCAAUCUACAGGAAAGAGGGCACCAGAGGCCUUACCUGUGGUCUGAUUCCCACACUUCUCUGUGAUGCUCCCUUUUCUGGGCUCUAUCUCAUGUUUUAUACACAAACAAAGAAGCGAGUACCACAGAGAUAUAUGGAAGGUAACAUGGCUCCUCCAGUUCACUUCACUUGUGGAGUGCUGGCUGGGGUCAUGGCAUCAGCAGUCACCCAGCCCUUUGAUGUUGUCAAGACUAAGAUGCAGCUUUACCCACACAAAUUCACCUCUUUCUAUGAGGCUGUCUGGUAUGUGAACAAGAAGUAUGGCCCACAGGGGUUCUUCAAAGGGCUGGUCCCUCGCAUGUUGCGACGUACUCUUAUGGCAGCCAUGGCAUGGACUGUAUAUGAACAGAUCACAAAAAGUUUUGGGAUGAAAUAAGCUUUGGAUUGACCAGCAGCUUAUGAAACCCGACAUCACGAAUGUGUAGAAGUGUAUGGAAUAUUAAUGAAGAUACUAUGAACUGCACGACAUAUCGAACGCGGCCGUCUGGUAUCGCCCCUUUAAAUCUCCGACGAGAUGUGUUUAUUUUAUUAAUAAUUUUAAAGUGACCGGCAUUGCUACCAUUUGAAUACCAAGCCCACUUACCAGCCCACAAAGUUGUAUAUAUAUUGAAGAAUUUAUGACCUGUAAUGGGACUGCACCAAUAGUAUUAUUUAAUCUAAUUUUCUGGGUAGUGUUCAGAUGGGUUGCAGUACAAUAUUGGUCAGUCAUUUCAUUUUGUGAAUGGAAAUGUUACAGUACAAUCUUGCAGCUUAAGUUACUGAUGAGAAUUGUAAUCAAUUUUAUUAAUAUCUUUGUGUUAGGGAUCAGAGGCUUCUACUGUGAUAAUUUAUGUUUCCUCUUGGUAGUCUUGUAAUGGGUGUAUGUUAAGUACCUUCUUUAAAGGCAUUUACAGAUUCUUGUGAAGUUACAAAUAACCCCUUUUACUAUUUUGUUGUUUUCAAGAUACUCUCCAUUUAGGUGAUUGUGUAAGGAAAUAACAUAAAAAUUAACUGUCUUUUGAGGGCCUCUGUUAGAAAAUAACUGCCAUUUGUGACUUCCUUGAUAAUCAGUGUCAAGUAUAUUAAUUAUUAUCAUUUUCACAAGUUUAACUAUUAUGAAUUGUUGGGGUUAUUUCAUUAAACACUGAACUAUUUCUCAUGUGCCUCUCAUCCUAUUCCUAAUUUUUAUAAAGUCUGUGAUUUUGGAUGGCUGGAGAAGCAUGAAAAUGGUACAGUUACAUUUGAAUUAACUUGUAAAAUGCAGUUUAUAAUUUGUGGAAAUUAUUUGGUCAACCUCAUUUUAGAGGUUAUUUAUAUAAAUACCAUACAGUAAAAAUAACAGUAUAU
Homarus americanus (American lobster) is the source of this 2229-nucleotide messenger RNA. RefSeq names its product mitochondrial glycine transporter-like. Gene Ontology annotation, cellular component: mitochondrial inner membrane; mitochondrion. Gene Ontology annotation, biological process: glycine import into mitochondrion. Gene Ontology annotation, molecular function: glycine transmembrane transporter activity. The record is from RefSeq and is a predicted model, not a curated record. The transcript is spliced from 7 exons. Lineage: Eukaryota; Metazoa; Arthropoda; Malacostraca; Decapoda; Nephropidae. The coding region runs from base 362 to 1279 and encodes 305 amino acids.